AUGACGACGCGCCCAGUGCGCAGGUUUUCGUACGAUACUCUUCCAUCUCAGACGUACUGUAAUCAUGGAGGAAGGCCCACGCGCAAAGGUGUGCUCAAGCUCCAUAACAACGCGCCGUGGUUUUCUCAAGCGAGCAAUAUUGCCAUUUGA
Molecule: messenger RNA, 150 nt
Organism: Plasmopara halstedii
Lineage: Eukaryota; Oomycota; Peronosporomycetes; Peronosporales; Peronosporaceae
Exons: 3
Coding region: 1-150 (49 amino acids)
Source: RefSeq, a predicted model, not a curated record